Racocetra persica is the source of this 324-nucleotide messenger RNA. NCBI's taxonomy places the organism in Eukaryota, Fungi, Glomeromycota, Glomeromycetes, Diversisporales, Gigasporaceae. The record is from the annotation of a GenBank genome assembly.
AUGGAUAUCAGAAUUUCUGAGAUUAAACAAAGAGAAAAAAUCCGAACUAUUGAUAUGGAUGAGUCAAUAGGAGAGUGGAAAGAUAGAAUAUGGGAUGAUUAUUUGGAGUAUAAAGAAAAACCCUACUUGCCUUUGGCAUAUAAAAAUUUUUUACUCGUGUGGAAAAAAAAUUUUGUAAGUAACGAAAAGGUAUCAAAAAUGCCAAACAUAAUGAAUAAUUGCACAUCAGUUAGUAAAGUUGACGAUGGAGAUGUUGAUGAUAAGGAAAUUCCUGAAUGUAUAUAUCAUAAUAUAAUGGUUGGACAUCAAAGCAUUUGUGAACCC